Messenger RNA from Caenorhabditis sp. 36 PRJEB53466, 2035 nucleotides. NCBI's taxonomy places the organism in Eukaryota, Metazoa, Nematoda, Chromadorea, Rhabditida, Rhabditidae. The record is from the annotation of a GenBank genome assembly.
AUGUCUUCGUGCAAAGCUAUCGGUAUCGACCUUGGUACCACGUAUUCGUGUGUCGGAGUCUACCAAAACGGAAAGGUAAGUGAACUAUUACAAUUAUUCCGAGUUUUUACAAAUGUUUAUUUCCAGGUUGAAAUCCUUGCAAAUUCGGAAGGAAACAAGACCACUCCGUCGUACGUCGCGUUCACAGACACAGAAAGACUUGUCGGAGAUGCGGCCAAAGACCAGGCUGCUCGAAAUCCGGAGAACACUGUGUUCGAUGCGAAGCGACUGAUUGGCAGACGAUAUGAUGAAGCAACAGUACAGGCCGACAUGAAACACUUUCCGUUCGCAGUCAAGUCAAAACAAGGAAAACCAGUGAUCGAGGUGGAACUGAAAGGAGAACGGAAACAGUUCAAUCCGGAGGAGAUAUCUGCAAUGGUGCUGCAAAAGAUGAAGGAGACUGCAGAGACGUACUUGGGACACGCAGUCCAAAAUGCGGUCAUCACCGUUCCCGCUUACUUCAACGACAGUCAGAGACAAGCGACGAAAGAUGCAGCCACGAUUGCCGGUCUCAACGCGAUCCGCAUCAUCAAUGAGCCAACAGCCGCUGCUCUCGCUUACGGACUCGACAAAGGAAUUAGCGAGGAGAAGAACGUGCUCAUUUUCGAUCUUGGAGGAGGAACAUUCGACGUUUCUAUCCUAACAAUUGCCGAAGGAUCCAUCUUCGAAGUGAAGUCAACGGCAGGAGACACUCAUCUCGGAGGAGAAGACUUCGACCAACGUAUGCUGCAGCACUUCAUGACAGAGUUCAAGAGAAAGACCGGCAAAGACAUCUCAUCCAAUCCACGUGCCAUCCGACGACUCCGAACUGCGUGCGAACGGGCUAAGAGGACCCUUUCAAGUUCAUCGGAAGCCACAGUUGAAGUGGAUUCACUGUUCGAAGGAAUCGAUCUGUGCUCAAAGAUGACUCGUGCUCGUUUUGAAGAACUCUGUGCUGACUUGUUCCGCAAGACUCUGGAACCAGUCGAGAAGGCUCUCCGUGAUGCUAAACUGGACAAAUCGAAGAUUGACGAGAUCGUUCUUGUCGGUGGAUCAACUCGUGUGCCGAAAAUCCAAAAACUGCUCAAGGACUUCUUUAAUGGAAAGGUAAGUUGCACAAUUUUGUUACUUUGAACCAGCACUAAUUUGUCGUUUUCAGGAAUUGAACUGCUCAAUCAAUCCAGAUGAAGCUGUUGCUUUCGGAGCUGCUGUACAGGCGGCUGUUCUGACUGGAAUCCAAGACAACACCAUCAAAGACGUUCUUCUCGUCGACGUAGCUCCGUUGAGUCUCGGAAUCGAAACUGCCGGAGGAGUGAUGACUAAUCUGAUCGACCGAAACACGCGCAUCCCAACAAAGGCGUGCAAGACGUUCUCCACGUAUGCAGACAAUCAACCGGGCGUCUCGAUCCAAGUGUUCGAGGGGGAACGUGCCAUGACUCGCGACAACCACCGUCUUGGCACUUUCGAAUUGACCGGAAUUCCUCCUGCUCCACGCGGAGUUCCUCAAAUUGAAGUCACUUUUGACAUCGAUGCGAAUGGAAUUCUGAAUGUAUCCGCGGAGGACAAGUCCACUGGAAAGUCGAACAGAAUUACGAUCCGCAACGAGAAAGGCCGCCUUUCCCAGUCGGACAUUGACCGGAUGGUGAACGAGGCGAAGCAGUUUGAGCGGGAAGAUGCGGAGCAACGGGAGCGGGUGUCUGCCAGAAACCAGUUGGAAGCGUACGCAUUCCAAGUGAAGCAGGCUCUGGACGAGCACGGAUCGAAACUGCCAGCAGACGAUGCCCGACGUGCAAAAGAGGCUGUUGAGAACACAAUCCGUUGGAUGGAGGCGAACUCGCUGGCCGAGAAGGACGAGAUCGAGGCGAAGAACAGCGAGCUGAAGACGGUGUGCCAGGCAGUCCUCACCAAACUCCAUCAAUCUGGCCAACAGUCUGCUUCUGGAUGCGGAACUCCCGGAUCGGCUGGAUUCAACCCCAGCAACUACCCACAAGGACCAACUGUGGAGGAAGUCGACUAA